Aspergillus sclerotioniger CBS 115572 is the source of this 641-nucleotide messenger RNA. RefSeq lists its product as uncharacterized. NCBI's taxonomy places the organism in Eukaryota, Fungi, Ascomycota, Eurotiomycetes, Eurotiales, Aspergillaceae. The record is from RefSeq and is a predicted model, not a curated record. The coding region runs from base 1 to 591 and encodes 196 amino acids. The transcript is spliced from 2 exons.
AUGGGCGACAAAAGCCCUGAGGAUAUAACGAGCGAACCACCCGAAACCCCAAGCAUCCCAACAGAAAGCCUUCCCUCCCCGGCAACCAAACCACCCAAGCUCUGCAAGCGACGCAAAUCAAGAAAACAUUCCAACGCAUCAAUCGGAACCGUGGAUCCACCACAGGAAGGACAGGAGGAGCAGAAGGAGACUCCUCCAGAGCAAACGGCCCCUCCAGCUGAAGAAACCCAACCUUCCGAAGAAAGCCCCCCGAAACCCCCCGCCGAGCCUGAGCCAACCCCCCAAAACGACAACAAAAACACCCCACAAGAGAAACCCCAAGACCCAAAACCAAACAUGAGCACCGAAACAACCGACGAUGUGACCAGCCUGACUAAGGAUGUCGGGGAGAAAGCCGCCCCUGCCAAAGAAACAAUCCGAGAAAUAACCACCGGAGGCAUGGACAUGAAAAUCGACGACGAAGACCUAAACUGGAAGUCAUCCGACAAGGAAGGGAGCUUGCAGAUUCGAAUCCGACUUAACCUGCGCGCAAAAGUGCAGUUGAAUCUUGAUGCCAGAGUUAAGGGUGAGGUUGUGAUUGGGUUGUUGUAGAGGAUACCUUCUUCUUAUCUCGCUGAUGGACUUUUGCGUCUACCCUGAAC